AUGGUUUUCAACUCUUCCUGCCAAUUCCAUUGGAUCCUUCGAGGAAUUUGGAGAAAAGUUCCUUCUGAAUUUUGCAACCAACAAAAGCAUCCAAAAUCCGAGUUCGCACUGAGGAAGAUACGACAACAACCCAGAGAAACCCUCCAGAGGUAUCUCAACCGAGUCAAGGAUGCUGCCUUGCAAGUGUCGGGUUUACAGGAGAAUGUCCACGUCCACCUCAUUGUGGCUGGCAUAGAUGGAUCAUAUAGGCUAGCCAAGUCGGUCUACAAAGACCCUGUGAGGACGCUGGAAGAGUUCAGAACUCGUUCCAAGAAAUACUUGGAACUCGAACAAAUGGAGAUAGCAAAUGCGCUAUCAGAGGAAGGUAAAAGAGCAAGCCCAAGAAGGAGGAGCCCGACACCAAGAGAAAAGGAACGACCUGAUAAUAAAAAUAAAGACUCAAGAAGCAGGAUCUUGGAUGAUAGAGACCGGGUUGGAAGAUAUGAGGAGUAUACACCGUUGAAUGCCUCACGCUCUCAAAUUUGGAGGGAAGUGGCAAUGACGGAGAUGAAAAAAGUUGACAGACCUCGGCCCAUAUUUGAUAGGGGAGGUUUGGAUAAGUCCAAGUACUGUGCCUUCCACGAUGGACCGGGUCACAACACUGAUCAAUGCUGGGAUCUCGGAGAUGCUCUGGAGAAAUUUGUUAGAGAAGGAAAACUACGUCAGUAUGUGAUCAAAACUCUGGGUGCAAAAAAUAACAAAAGAAAGUUCGAAAAAGGAGCAAGAAUCUGUGGAGCUCUGGGAGGAGGAGGAGAUACUGUAAGUGCUAGGCGAAAGUACCUAAAAGAAGUGCUGUCGAUCCGGGAUCGUCCUAAAUUUAAGGAGGACCCCAGUAAACCAGACCCUCCUCUGCUCUAUUUCACAAAGAAAGAUAUGCAAGGUGUCUUCCCAGGGCACGUAGAUGGUUUGGUCGUCAUCGAAACCUUGGUGAAUUGCCGAGUUAAUAAGAUCUUGAUAGAUGCAGGAAGCAGUGCCGACAUCAUACUUUGGGGUGCCUUCAAAAAGAUGAACCUUGAUGAGGUGGACCUCUAA
Gastrolobium bilobum is the source of this 1071-nucleotide messenger RNA. RefSeq lists its product as uncharacterized. Bases 1 to 1071 code for a protein of 356 amino acids. The record is from RefSeq and is a predicted model, not a curated record. The transcript is spliced from 2 exons. NCBI's taxonomy places the organism in Eukaryota, Viridiplantae, Streptophyta, Magnoliopsida, Fabales, Fabaceae.